GUAACCUCACAGUAAAUCGGAAUGCGCAGUUACCCGCUGAGUGUGUGCGAUUAUUUAUGAGGAGUAGUACAGUUCUCAUCUUAGCUCAGCUCACCUCCAUUAAUGGCGAUCAGUAGUUAAGCGUGAUCUAUUCCUUUUUUCACGGAUUUUCUCUCACUAGUUUUCCCCUACUCUACUCCCUAUAAACUCCUACCACUACCAACAACAGCCAAUCCAUAUCGCCUCCAUUUUACACAGGACAUUCAUUAUUUGCUGCCGCAGCUUUUAUUCUGAUUGGAGCGGCGCAGAUUUCCUCUGCAAAUCUGUGAUGGAGCUCAGCAAAGUUACGCUCGAGAUCUUCUCCAAGCUGGAGCAGAAGUGGCUGCACCACUGCGAGGGCAAGAAGACGCGUGUGCUCAGCAUUGACGGCGGCGGAACCACCGGCAUUGUCGCCUGCGCCGCUCUGCUCCACCUCGAGGACCAGAUCCACGAGAAAACCGGCGAUUUCAACGCACGGAUCGCUGAUUUCUUCGAUAUUGUCGUCGGCACUGGAAUCGGCGCUCUCCUCGCCGCGAUGCUCGUCGCCGACGACGGUUCCGGCCGUCCGCUCUUCUCCGCCAGAGAUGCGGUGACGUUUUUGACCGCCAAUCAGGCGAAGCUGUUCAAACCGAAGAAGCUGGCUGGAUUCCGGCGGAGGAUGAGAUUUUCCGGUGGAAGCAUGGACGCCGUGCUGCAGGCGGCCUUCCGCCGCGUCGACGGCAAGGUUUUGACGCUCAAGGACACGUGCAAGCCUCUCCUCGUGCCUUGCUUCGAUCUGAUGAGCUCGGCGCCGUUCGUCUUCUCCCGCGCCGACGCCUCUGAGUCGCCGAGCUUCGAUUUCGAGCUGGCGAAGGUGAUCCGCGCCACGUCGGCGACGCCGUCGAUGUUCAAGCCGUACAGGCUGUCGUCUCGCGACGGAAAGACCUCCUGCCUGGCGGUGGACGGCGGAUUGGUGAUGAACAACCCUACCGCCGCCGCCGUCACUCACGUCCUCCACAACAAGCGUGAUUUCCCGUCGGUGACCGGAGUCGAUGAUCUGUUAGUCCUCUCCAUCGGUAACGGACAAUUGAGCAGUUCUUCUCCGGUGAAGCUCAGCCGCAGCGGCGAUUGCUCCACGGCGGCGGUCGUCGGCAUUGUCCUCGACGGCGUCUCCGAAACCGUCGAUCAGAUGGUGGGGAACGCCUUCUGCUGGAACCCUAACGAUUACGUCAGAGUUCAGGCUAACGGCGUCUCGAUCACGGCGGAGGACGUGCUGGCGGAGAGAGCGGUGGAGUCGCUGCCGUUUGGCGGGAAGCAGUUACUGACGGUGACUAACGGCGGGAGGAUCGAAGGGUUUGUGCAACGCCUCGUUGCGUCGGGGAAGAGUAACGGAAGCCUGCCGCCGAGCCCGUGCAAAGAGACGGCCGUUAUUAGUCCCCUGGUUAACGGGCGUUAGAUUAAUUUUGUUUAGAUUAAUUUUGUCAUUUUGCGCUCAGUUUUAUAUCAGGAAAAUGUCAGUUAACUGUCUCUCUUCGUCAACUUCAAAUACUAGCCGUACGAUUAAAUAAAUGGGAGUGGUUUAUUAUUA
Salvia splendens (bonfire salvia) is the source of this 1585-nucleotide messenger RNA. RefSeq names its product probable inactive patatin-like protein 9. Lineage: Eukaryota; Viridiplantae; Streptophyta; Magnoliopsida; Lamiales; Lamiaceae. Bases 308 to 1453 code for a protein of 381 amino acids. The record is from RefSeq and is a predicted model, not a curated record. The transcript is spliced from 2 exons. Gene Ontology annotation, biological process: lipid metabolic process.